CGUUUGUUCAUUUGAGAAUGGGGACGGGUUAACACAAAUCAAAGAAUUGGGAUGGUUAGAGUUUGCAUUGCUAUAAUUUCUCCUCAUUUCCUUCUUAUUGUGAUUUUUAAAAAAAAUUUUUUUAGUUUUUCACUAGUGUGUCAGCAGAAUUGGACACGAGUUUGGUCAGCCAGAAACAGAUACACAAAGCUCUCACCGAGUGUCCAUCACUCCGGAUCACCAAUCAAUCUCCUGGGAAAAUCACAGUGACUGGAUCUUACAUCGACAUAGAAAAAUGUUACAACUAUUUAAUAGAACAAAUAGGAGGAGGAGAAAAUAGCCCUCCACAGCGUCAGGGAGAGCCUGUGUUUCUUUCAACACAGCUAUAUGAAUAUUUCAGAGUCAUUUACUCCGAAGAAAUAGAACGAAUAAAACAUGUGUGUAAAGUGGACUUUAAACACAAGCAUGAAUCGAAUUAUAAUACCAGUUUAAUCUUUGAGCCCCGAGGUUCGGAUUCCGAUACUGAGAAAGCCAAUCAGCAGUUUACUGAUAUAAUUCAAAAGAUAACAUCUGACUGGGCUCAAAAAGAAGCAAAUCUCUCACCCCAAAGAAUCCCCGGUGUAAAAGAUAUUGAACGAUGUGUCAGGGAACAUUUCAGUAAAACGUUUGUGAUUGUAGAUGAAAAAAAAGUGGUCUUACAUGGCCCAGAAAAGGAAAUUUUAGAUGCGAAGAGAUUCAUUGAAGAAGGCCAUAUUAAUUCCACCGUGUCUCCAAGGGCCAUGACGAUCUUACACAAUGACACUGCAGCUAAUCUGAAAGUAAAUGCCAGGCAUCUAAAUAUUGUAACAAAGCUAAAACAUGGAGAAAUGAAAGAAAUUGAGGAGAAAUAUAAUGUAAGGAUAGAAGAGAGCGCUGUAGGUACUGAUAUCCAAUUGAAAUUCAGAGCAAUGAAUGGACUUCCUGACCUUGGACCUCAUGCUUCCCAGAUGUUCCUGAGUUUAUUGCAGAGGACAAUCACUAACACCACAAGGAAGGACAUCAGUGUGACACCUGGCACUGAAGACAGACAUUCUAGUGUGUUUGCUAAAAGUCUUCAGCCAGAAAAACCCAGAAUAACUAAUAAAAACGACGGGCAAAUCGCCAUCCCCCAACCUGCCAGCCAGGUAUCAGCCAUUGGAAAUGCUGUUAAUCCCUCACUAAAGCCUGAUGGUGGCUGCGCAAGAGCUGCUAACUCAGCAAACUUGGAAGAACCUAUGGAUACCAGCGAGUCCUCAGCCUCUGCUACUAAUAAGGACUCAGAUUCCAAGGAUGACACAUGCCCCAUAUGUCUGGAUACAUUCACUGACAAAGAAAUACUGGAUAAAUGCAAACAUGCGUUCUGCAAGACGUGUCUGCAAGAAAGCAUGGCGCAUAAACCCGUCUGCCCAAUCUGCAACGUUUUGUAUGGGGUCAUUAUCGGGAGCCAGCCGAAUGGCACGAUGACACAUAAUGUAAUACCUCUUAAACUGUCUGGAUUCACCUGCCAAACCAUCGAAAUUAAUUAUUCUUUCAUCAACGGCAUCCAGGGGGUAAGUGACAUCACCUGCCUUUUUUAUGGCUCUAAAUUAUCAAAUCGAUUUACUUUAUAUAAGUAAAAAGAUUCAGUCUAAACACCACAACCACUUACUGUCACUGAUAAUAGUGAUUUAUAACUGCAUCUACUUCUAAAUAUAGUCUCAGCUAUAGGACAGCACAUAUAACCUGGCUUUAUACACUCUGAGCUACCGGAGUUAGAAUAUUAAAAGCGAGCAUUGACUGUACACCAACUAGAACUGAGCUUUCUCUUGUCCCUGGGGACCGGGCUAGAUAUAAAGUGAUAACAGCUGUGAGAUUACUGAACAGUUCCAAUCAUUCUGUGUGG
This is a messenger RNA of Pelobates cultripes (western spadefoot toad), 1879 nucleotides long. NCBI's taxonomy places the organism in Eukaryota, Metazoa, Chordata, Amphibia, Anura, Pelobatidae. The record is from the annotation of a GenBank genome assembly.